AUGGAUUUAGUAAUUUGCAGGAAUAAUGGGUUAAUCUGGAGUACUUCUUCUGAAAAGCAAGAUAAUUUCUUUGAAAAUAUAGAGCAAAUAGCCUUUCAAAAUAUGAAAGAUGCAGCUAAUGAAGAAACUGACAUUGCAAAAGAACAAGGAUCUAUUGGUUUUGAUGGUGUUCCAGAAAUUACAGUUAUUUUUGACGGAACCUGGAGUAAACAUUCUUAUAAAAGAAAUUAUAGUGCAUUGUCAGGAGCUGCCAUUAUUAUCGGCAAAAAUACAGGAAAAGUUUUACAUCUGUGGGUUCGUAAUAAAUAA
This is a messenger RNA of Psylliodes chrysocephalus, 309 nucleotides long. NCBI's taxonomy places the organism in Eukaryota, Metazoa, Arthropoda, Insecta, Coleoptera, Chrysomelidae. The record is from the annotation of a GenBank genome assembly.